This is a messenger RNA of Colossoma macropomum (tambaqui), 2367 nucleotides long. RefSeq names its product ssu-2 homolog, related sequence 1 (gene ssuh2rs1). The coding region runs from base 111 to 1286 and encodes 391 amino acids. The record is from RefSeq and is a predicted model, not a curated record. NCBI's taxonomy places the organism in Eukaryota, Metazoa, Chordata, Actinopteri, Characiformes, Serrasalmidae. The transcript has 13 exons.
AGCGCAGGGAGGCGGGACUUGUCGGAAUACAGGUGGGAAUAACAGAUACGUAUGUCACCUCAUGAGCCCUGAAGAAAACUCUUCUCUCUUUUUGCGCCUUAAGUGUUGAUAUGGAGAGGACACCGAUCGUAAGUGAUUACGGAUCCAACUAUGGCACGGCGAGCCCUGGCUACGCGCCUUCAGCAGCGGCCGUCCCAGCCAUGGCCGCCGCCCCCGCAGCAGGCACAAAUGCCCCGUCUGCGCCCCCAGCCAGUAUGUUUGACAAUGUACCAGGCUACGAGGGAACGGUUGCAGGUGGAGGAGGUGGAUACCUUCCUCCUCCUAUGCCGACAGUGCCAAUGCCCGUACCAGAGUCUGGCCCUGCCCAGCCCAACUGGCAUAUUCCCUCCAUCACAGAGGACGCUGCACGUGAGGCCUUUGUGAGCUACGCUUCCAGUAAAUGCUGUUACAGCACUGGACCAGCCAAAGAUGGGGUCAUCACCAGCAUGGAGCCUUUCAACACCUACAGGUAUCGCUUGGAGACCUUCACUGAGUCCAGAUCCACUGAGUGGAGUCAGGAGCCAUUUACCAAUCAGCCUGUAGAUGCAUUUAUCCAGCGUGUGCCAGGGCCGUGGGAGGUAGCAGCCCAGACUCCUGCCUUCUUCCAGGAGAGCACACAGAACAUCAGAGUGCCCUACACCUCCUCAGUUAAGCCUUGCCACAUGUGCCUGGGCAUGAGGAGAACACCGUGCAAGGAGUGUGCAGGCUGUGGGACCAAAGUCUGCUGGGUUUGUAAUGGCACUGGUUUUCGCCAAGACAACGAUCGCUGUAUGCACUGCAGCGGCCGUGGGAGGGAAAACUGCAAUUGGUGCAGUGGGCGUGGCUCUAAUGACUGUCAAACCUGCCGCGGGAAAGGACAGCUCCUUGUCUUCAUCAACCUCAAGGUUCAAUGGACCAAUAAUAAGGAGGAUUUUGUGGUGGAGCAGUCGAGUGGUCUGAGAAUGGAGAGUCUCAGUAAGGUCUCCGGCAGGGAAAUGUUCAGAGACUGUCAGUAUAUGGUAUACCCAGUGAUGGGUUUCCCAGAUCCUGCAGUGGCCCAAGCAUCUGAACGCUUGAUAAGAGAACACCAGUCCAGGUUUGCACAGACUGCCCGUAUUCUGCAGCAGCGCCACACCAUAGAGCUGAUCCCUGUGACCCGGGUGACCUACUCAUGGAAAGAGAAGUCUCACAUUUAUUUUGUGUUUGGGAACGAGAUGAGCGUGAAAGCAGACGACUACCCGGCCACCUGCUGCUGCUCUGUGAUGUAGUUCAGCACUGUGAAGAAUCAGACCAGUGUGGGGAAAAAAUGGAGCACAGUAGGAUUGAUUUAGCGCCUGGUUACUGAUGAAGUGCAAUGUUUCUCAGCUCCAGUCCUGCAGACUCCUUUACACCCCUAAACAUCCUGUUCAGCACAUGAAGGUAAAUAGUAAUUUGCUGAUGGUUAGACUUGGAUGUGGCAGAGCAGGGAAUAUACUGAGUUGUGCAGUACGGGACUGGAGCACUCUAGAGCUAUUCACUGUUUUCUUCAACAAUAUCAACUGAUUUCACUUAUGUUUUUAACUCUUUAAAGGGGAAUCUCAUAAUUUUUUCAAAAUUGCUGCAUAAUUACAUUGAUGCGAUGAAAACAAAGUAAUUCAGAGUGGUUUGAUGUGAAACGCUCCACUCUAGAGAAAUUUGCCCAGUGAGAGUUGUUCACAAUGGUUGUGAUAGGAACCAGAUGUCCAAAGUGUUUACUGUCUGUAAAAAGCUACCUCACACAAUUGCCUUACAGAUUCAAAUGAUUCUAAAUACCUGCUUGCCUGAUGCCUGAGACAACAGUAGAAUGCAUAAAAUUUGGCCUGAAAUCUAUUUUUUAAUACAUUCAUGGCAGAGAGACACAUGCAGGGUGUUAGUAGGCAAAAUAGUACCCAAAGAAAACUGUUUUUUUUUUCAGAUGUACCUCUGUUUUACAGUCAUCAAUAUUAAAAACUGGAUAGUAAAUAUUUUCAGUGUAGACAUUGCAAACCCUGGUUCCUGGCACCACCAUUAUUAGGAACAUUUGAGUGGUCGAGUUUCUCUAGAAUGCAAAACUUCACUUCAGCAAUUAAAUUCUGCAGAAUUUUUAAAAUAUUGGUGGAAUUCCUCUUUACCAAAGAAGGGUUUCUAUUUGCAAUGUCUCUGCUCUGCCUGUAGUGGGUGCUAUUUAGGGAUUCACGCAACAUUACCUUGCCAAAACUGACUUCAAACUGAUUAAAUUUAUAUCAUUAACAUGGAAGUUGCUGGAAGGGAAAAGGCCUGAUGUGCAGAGGCCUGUCUGCUGCAAUUAAAACACAUGAUGCACUAUGGCAAUAAAGGUGUGAAUUAUAAAUG